Micropterus salmoides (largemouth bass) is the source of this 2089-nucleotide messenger RNA. RefSeq names its product homeodomain-interacting protein kinase 1-like. The transcript has a single exon. Lineage: Eukaryota; Metazoa; Chordata; Actinopteri; Centrarchiformes; Centrarchidae. Gene Ontology annotation, biological process: peptidyl-threonine phosphorylation; peptidyl-serine phosphorylation; smoothened signaling pathway. Bases 254 to 1933 code for a protein of 559 amino acids. Gene Ontology annotation, molecular function: SMAD binding; ATP binding; transcription corepressor activity. Gene Ontology annotation, cellular component: cytoplasm; PML body; nucleus. The record is from RefSeq and is a predicted model, not a curated record.
AAAGGCAAAAAGUUACACUGCAUUCAAAAUGUGACAUCACCUGGCACAUUUCUUGGGAUUGAGUAGGGUUUUUUAGUAAUCUAUUCAACAUUUAGUGUAUAUACAAAUGAUCUACCCAGCUUCUGACUUUAUAAUAUACAUUAAGUCAGACGUCCAAGGUGAUAUCUUCACAUAUCUUGUUCUCAAAGCACGUUUUUUGGCACAAGUUACAACAAAAAAAAAGAGAGCUGGUGGAAACAUUUAACUUGUAGAAAUGGGAUCAACAUUAGCUAAAGUAAAGUGUUAUUAUUACAUCCCAAACAAUUACUAUAUGUUUGAUGAAUCAAGAUCAAGAUGGUAUAUUGUAAGAGAGCCCCUGUGGGUUGGAGGUACUGGGCGAGUGUUCCGAUGCAAACUAUUUCAUCGGGCCAAGAAGGACGUGGCUGUGAAGAUUAUGCAUAAUAACUUCCCCUGGUCUGGUCAAAGGGAGUUGGCCAACCUUAAAGAACUCAGUAAGCUUGACCCAGACAAGAACAACUUGGUCAGGUUUAAUAGGCAUUUUAAACACUUUGAACGUGUUUGUCUGGAAUAUGAACUGCUCGACAAAAGUCUGUACGACUUCAUGAAACUACAGCACUUCAAGCCAUUGUGUUUAUCUGAGAUCAGAGUAAUCACACAACAGCUCCUGGUGGCUCUGAAUGCUCUCAAGAGCAUCGGUCUGGCUCAUAAAGACAUUAGCCCAGAAAAGGUAAUGCUUGUGAAUCAGUUGCAGUCAUUCAAGGUGAAACUGAUUGGUUUUGGUGCAGCAGGACCGGUUUCCACAUUCAGGAAUGGCACCACAGAGCAAUGCGUUGCUUACAGGGCCCCAGAGGACUUGUUGGGCCUCCCAAUGAACGAGGCCAGCGAUAUGUGGGCACUAGGUUGCACUUUGGCCUUCCUGUACCUGGGACAGCACCUUUAUCCAACAGAGUCUGAAUAUGAGGUCAUCAGAGCCAUCGUGCAGAUGCAGGGUCCACCUGAUAAAUUCAUGCUGUAUUACGGAAGAAGGACCUACAUAUUUUUCACCUUUGAAAACUCUAUGUGUAGACUGAAUGAUGAAGAUGAAUACACCAGCUUAGCAGGCUACGUGGUCCAUCGCUCUGAGGGGAUUUUCAACAAGUUUACCAGUCUGGAUGACAUGGCAAAGACCCGAUCAAAAGUGAAGAAUUAUGCUGAAUAUAAAGACACACAGGCCUUUUUAAGCCUAAUCACACAGAUGCUGCAAGUGAGUCCUGAAAAGAGAAUCACCCCCAGCGAAGCUUUAGGGCACAGUUUUGUCACAAUGAAACACUUUCACUCUAACAAAGACCCUUAUGUGACAUCUGCCCGUUUGGCCAUGGAGGACUGCCAACUGGAGCAGUCAUCGGUUGAAUGCAAACCCUUUGAAACAUCCAGAAAAGUGACAGGUUGGAAUGGUUCGUCCAUUACUAAAUUGGAUGAUACACUAAAUGAACCACCAGCCACAGCUGACAUUGUCACUGCUGGAACUACAAACAAUGGACAACCAGACAAAGUAGCCAGUGCUGGCUUAAAUGACCCCAACUCUGCUGGGACAGAUGAAAAAGCAUCAGGCACAGAUAAGGCAACUUCACCUACUCCUGUUAGUCAGAAUUCACAUGAUAGAACUGAGGAAAAUGAACCACCAGCCACAGCUGACAUUGUCACUGCUGGAACUAAAAAAUAUGGACUACCAGACAAAGUAGCCAGUGCUGGCUUAAAUGACCCCAACUCUGCUGGGACAGAUGAAAAAGCAUCAGGCACAGAUAAGGCAACUUCACCUGCUUCUGUUAGUCAUAAUUCACAUGAGGGAAACACUAACAAUGACAAAGGAAACACACACUUUGUUGAAGUCAAAUGCCGGAAGAAGUGGCUGAAGAAGAUCAAGCAAUUCUUCUCCAGGAUGAUUAAGCCAUAAGUUGCUGCAAAGAUUUUACUACACAGCACAUUUGAAUCACAUAUUGAAUUGAUAGUAAUAAUUGACUGUAAUAAUGCAAAUAUUCAUAUUUUGUAAAUAACUGCCACAAAGUUUUAUAUUAUUCUUUCAUAACAUGUAGCUUGUGGACUACAUGCA